CAAUCUAAACCUGCAGAAGGAGGUGGUUAAUGAUUCCAGACAGUUUGUGAAAUUCGACUUCGGAAAACACACAACAGCACACAAAAUGAAAACCUUUAUGGUUCUGGGAGCAACUGGGUCAGGAAAGACAACCCUCAUCAACGGGAUGAUCAACUACAUCUUGGGCGUGGAAUGGGGAGACAACUUCAGAUACAAGUUAAUAGCGGAAGAGACAGGAAAAUCCCAGGCUGAGAGUCAGACAUCCUCCAUCACUGCCUACCAGCUCCACCAUCAGGAAGGAUUUAACAUCGAUUACUCUCUGACCAUUAUUGACACGCCAGGAUUCGGGGACACUAGGGGCAUCAUCCGGGAUAAACAGAUCACUGAUGAUAUCCGCGAGUUCUUCACUUCCACACAGGGUAUUGAUCAGGUCAACGCUGUCUGUUUUGUUGUUCAGGCCGCCCUGGCUCGCCUGACUCACACACAGAAAUAUGUCUUUGAUUCGAUUCUUGCUAUCUUUGGCAAAGAUAUUGCAGAGAACAUUAGGAUCUUUGUGACAUUCGCAGAUGGAGAGCGCCCCCCCAUUCUGGAUGCCUUGAAUGUAGCUGAUGUACCGUGUCCCAAAGACGAGUCAGGUAUGCCAAUGUACUUCAAGUUUAACAAUUCAGCCAUUUUUGCACAGCGUCCAAUAUCUGAAAACACGGGCAAUUUGGGGACAUCCGGUUACAGCAGGAGAGAGGAAGAUGAUAAUAAUAACUUUGCUGCAAUGAAUUGGAAUAUGGGAGCAAACAAUAUGAAGAAAUUCUUCACAGCUCUGAACACGAUGGAAGCAAAAAGCUUACGUUUGACCAGGGAGGUUCUGAAGGAACGUAAGCAGUUGGAGGCUAUUGUGGAGGGAUUGCAGAUUCAGGUCAAAGCAGGACUGACAAAACUGGACGAACUCAGGAAGACGCAACAGGUUUUGGAUCAAAACCAGGUCAAUCUGGAUGCAAAUAAAGAUUUUGAGUAUGAAGUUAAUGUUGUUGUUAAAGAAAGGAAAUGGAUUCCUUACCUUUCAAACAACUGUGAGCAAUGUGACUUCACAUGCGACGCUCCUUGUUUAGUUGCUGUCAAGUCACUUGGGAAGUGGUGCACAUCGAUGGACUCAUCGCGAAACUGCACAGUCUGUCCACUGAAAUGUGGCUGGGCCGAUCACAAAAGACAAUUUAGCAGGGUUGUCUGCAAAACAAAAAAGGAAAAAAAGGCAUACAGUGAGCUGAAAGAAAGGUAUGAGAAGGCCCAUGGAGUGAAGAUGACCCAACAGAAAGUCAAGGAGUCACUUGAGCAGGAGUUUGAUGAGGUUGGAGGCAAAGUGAUGGAGCUGAUUCAACAAUUAUCCAGGAGCCGUAAACGACUUAAUGAAAUAGCUCUGAGACCAAACCCAUUAUCCACCCCAGCCUACAUUGACCUCAUGAUUCUGGAUGAGAAAAAUUAUGCGAAUCCUGGCUACAUGGGUCGAAUUGAGGCAUUGACGACUGUAAAGAAUAUGGCUGAGUUACAGGAAAAAGUAGCGAAAAAUGAGUUGUUAACAGAGCAGCCGAAGGAAGAUUCAAUACGAAUUGCAGCUAAACAAAUCUUUUCUAAUGUGUUGAACUGGUUCACUCUAUAA
This is a messenger RNA of Leucoraja erinaceus (little skate), 1627 nucleotides long. RefSeq lists its product as uncharacterized. The transcript has a single exon. Bases 86 to 1627 code for a protein of 513 amino acids. The record is from RefSeq and is a predicted model, not a curated record. NCBI's taxonomy places the organism in Eukaryota, Metazoa, Chordata, Chondrichthyes, Rajiformes, Rajidae. Gene Ontology annotation, molecular function: GTP binding.